Molecule: messenger RNA, 1221 nt
Organism: Tremella mesenterica DSM 1558
Lineage: Eukaryota; Fungi; Basidiomycota; Tremellomycetes; Tremellales; Tremellaceae
Exons: 3
Coding region: 1-1221 (406 amino acids)
Source: RefSeq, a predicted model, not a curated record
AUGAAUACUGCAACCACUGCCUCUGGAUCUGUGCCAUCUUUUAAUUUCUCUGACCCACCAUGGUCGGUCAAACAUGAUCCUAACGAUAUGAAGAAAGUGUAUUUUUGCACUAAAGCAACCCUUGAUUAUAAAUUCUUACCUCAGGACUUACGUCAGUGGCCCGGGCUUACAUCUUCCGGGCUUUCUUUGGAAACUCUGAGAACAAUGAGCCAGGAUAAAUAUGCUACUCUCCGCAAAGCAUACAGAACAACAACCAAACAUGUGUUAGAAAUACUUGUGGGAGCUCGCCUGAAACACAGUGCAAAUACACUGUCAAAGGAUGUAAUGAAAAUGAUUGAGAACAAAGUCCGUAUCAUACAAGCCGAAAUACUUAAAAUCGGAACCAUCAUUGAGCAACGUCUCUCUGUCCUGAACUCUGGAGCCCUGAAAGAAGAGUCCGAAAAUCUCUCGCUCAAAGGAGAUAUGAGUAAAUUCGAGAGGUCCGAGGUGCCAUCUGAUCAACUUACAUUCAGGAGAAUUUCUCAGGCAAAGGAGGCAGAUCUUCAAGCUCUUCAACUCUAUUUGGCAUCACUGCAGACAUCAUCAGUUCCUGAGACAACAUACAUUCCUUUUGACUCCAGUGACAAAUAUUGGGACACUCCAACAACACCACCCACCAAGAGUGGUUCCGCAAGUGGCAGAAAGAAAAAACCCCGCAAAAAAGGUGUGAAGGCCAAGGCAUCCAGGGAAACACAUGCAUCAGAUGAAGACACUGCAACUGCUCAGUCAGCUGCUGAGGCACCACUCACAAGUACUUCUGUUGGACUGGGGUUUCAACCUAUAACUGUGGCACAAAGCAUUGAUGACAAUCCCAAUGGGUUUCAAGUAGUCAGCAAAAGUGGCAAACAUAGGAAAUCAAGGCCUGGAAUAACUGAAAAUAAGCUGCCCAUCCUUGGGAGUGAAGAACCAGCACUUGGACAUAUCCAUGAAACCCCUUACAGCCUCGGUCCAUCACAUAACGAACCCAAGUGCAAGAUCACACAGUCUACCACACAGUCUAUCACACAGUCUACCACUACCGUGCCAGCAACCACCUUGGCUCAUACAUUCUCUCCAAAUGACAGGGACACUGUCAUGCGCGGGGAAGAUGCAAAAGCCGCAUCAACCUCAUUGCUGUUCUCCCAAACCUGGAACGGCUCCCUCCUCGUUGUAUCGCAUAAAGGGAAGAAGCUCCGAGACUGA